Messenger RNA from Exophiala spinifera, 774 nucleotides. RefSeq lists its product as uncharacterized. The coding region runs from base 1 to 774 and encodes 257 amino acids. The record is from RefSeq and is a predicted model, not a curated record. The transcript has a single exon. NCBI's taxonomy places the organism in Eukaryota, Fungi, Ascomycota, Eurotiomycetes, Chaetothyriales, Herpotrichiellaceae.
AUGGCUCGAAUACUAAUUACAGGUUCGUCUGAUGGACUCGGAUCCCUCACGGCGCGCGCUCUGGUCAAGCGUGGCCAUUCUGUCGUUCUACACGCGAGGAACGAACAACGCGCUCAGGAUGCGCGAGCUGCCUGCCCAGAAGCCGAGACAUGCCUCGUGGCCGACCUCUGCGACAUUUCACAGACCAAACAAUUAGCCAGAGACGCGAACGCGCUCGGAGCGUUUGACGCCGUCAUCCACAAUGCCGGCCUGUACACGGGGCCCUACAGAAAGACAAGGGAAGGCUGGCCUAGCGUCUUUGCGGUAAACACCUUGUCGCCAUACAUUCUCACCUGCCUGAUCCAACCCACGCCGAAACGGCUCGUCUACGUGUCGUCGGGUCUGCACAACGGUGGCGAUGCUUCUCUGAAAGACCUCACGUGGCAGCAGCGCGGCGGCGAGCGCGGGUUUUCGGAUUCUCAGGCCUACGGUGACACGAAGCUGCACAAUGUGAUGCUCGCGGCUGCGUUUGCUCGCCGAUGGCCCGACGUGCAGAGCAGUUCACUCGAUCCUGGAUGGGUGCCUACGAAGAUGGGAGGGAGCUCGGCUUCGGGCGACAUCGACGCCGCCGUCAAGACUUAUGUUUUGUUGGCCGAAGGGCCUCCCGACGGCGUCUCAGGGAAGUACUGGUUCGGCAGUCGAGUGCGAUCCCCCAAGACACAGGCGGACGAUCGAGCACUUCAGGACAAAUUGAUCGAGCAGCUGCAGGAGAUCACAGGUGUGCCAAUGCCGUGA